This is a messenger RNA of Panicum virgatum (switchgrass), 3574 nucleotides long. Its product is annotated as receptor-like protein kinase HSL1. Gene Ontology annotation, cellular component: plasma membrane. Gene Ontology annotation, biological process: hormone-mediated signaling pathway; protein phosphorylation. Lineage: Eukaryota; Viridiplantae; Streptophyta; Magnoliopsida; Poales; Poaceae. The record is from RefSeq and is a predicted model, not a curated record. The transcript has 2 exons. Bases 147 to 3230 code for a protein of 1027 amino acids. Gene Ontology annotation, molecular function: protein kinase activity; protein binding; ATP binding.
UAGGAUAUCGUACAAAAAAGCAGGGCGGUUCUCGUUCCCGCGGCAACCCGUCGUCUUCCCAUGUCCACCGCGCCCCGCGGCGGCCGUGCACAACCAACGCCACGCCACGGCGCCACGAAACCAGACCGGCCGGGACACCGUCGGACAUGGCAGCGCCGCGCCGCGCGCACGCCUACCUCCACCUGCUGCUCGCGGUCGCGCUGCUCCCCUGCUGCUGCCUCCCGCGCCGCGCGGCCGCGCAGUCCCCGCCGGCGGGCGACGCGCGGCUGCUGCUCGAGAUCAAGCGCGCGUGGGGCGACCCGCCCGUGCUCGCCGGGUGGAACGCCACGGCCGCGGGCGCGCUCUGCAGCUGGCCGUUCGUCGGGUGCGACGCGGCCGGGCGGGUCGCGAACCUCACCCUCGCCAACACCUACGUCGCGGGGCCCUUCUCGGACGCCGUCGGCAACCUCUCCGCCCUCACGCACCUCGACGCCUCCAACAACAGCAUCUCCGGCGGGUUCCCGACCGCGCUGUACCGCUGCGCUUCGCUGCAGUACCUCAACCUCUCCCAGAACUACCUCGGCGGGGUGCUCCCGGCGGACAUCGGCCUCGGCCUGGGGGAGAAGCUGACCACGCUCGACCUCAACGGCAAUGAGUUCAACGGCACCAUCCCGGCGUCGCUCUCCAAGCUCCGGAGCCUCCGGUUUCUCGCGCUGAACAGCAACCGGUUCGCCGGUACCAUCCCGGCGGAGCUCGCCGAGCUGACGAGCCUUCAGGAUCUGUACCUGGCGAACAACCCGUUCGCCGCAGGCCAGCUGCCGGCGUCGUUCAAGAAUCUGACCAACCUGGUCAGCCUCUUUGCGUCGCAGUGCAAUCUCGUCGGCGACUUCCCAAAUUUUGUUUGGGGCCUCAAGAAGCUGCAAAUGUUGAAUCUGUAUACGAACAACCUCACCGGCGAAUUGGCAGUCGACGGCUUUGCUGCGAGAAGCUUGACACUAAUCGACGUCUCAGAUAACAGAAUUAGCGGUGGCAUCCCAGAAGUGUUUGGGAGAUUGGAGGACUUGUCAGUCUUGAGCCUCUUCAUGAACAACUUCUCCGGCGAGGUACCGGCCAGCAUCGGCCAGUUGCCGUCACUGACGAAGUUGAGGCUCCACACCAACAGGAUUAGCGGCACGCUCCCACCAGAGCUCGGAAAGCAGCAGCCGGGCUUGUUUUAUGUUGAGGUUGACUACAACGAGCUCACCGGCGGGAUCCCGGAAGGGCUGUGCGCCGGAGGCAACUUCCAGUACCUCACCGCCAAGGGAAACCGAUUGAACGGCUCCAUCCCGGCAGGUCUUGCCAGCUGCGCCACUCUGGGAACCCUGUCACUGGACAAUAACCAGCUCUCUGGCGACGUGCCGGAGGCACUGUGGACGGCGACGCAGCUUUACUUCGUGACACUGCAGAGUAACCGGCUCACCGGGAGUCUUCCGGCUACGGGCUAUCUCAACCUUACGGCGUUGCACAUAGGGAACAACCAGUUCGGUGGCAACAUUCCGGCUGCAGCAGCUGCACUCAAGGUGUUCACCGCCGAGAACAACCGUUUUUACGGUGCGAUUCCGGCGAGUCUUGGCGACGGCAUGCCGCUCCUGCAAAGACUGAACUUGUCCGGUAACCAAAUCUCCGGUGGGAUCCCGAGAAGUGUUGCUAAGCUAAGCCAGCUGACGCAAAUGGACCUGAGCAGGAACCAGCUCACUGGCGAGAUACCAGCAGACCUGGGCGCCAUUCCGGUGCUCAGUCUCCUGUACCUGUCGUCGAACAAGCUCUCCGGUGACAUACCGCCUGAGCUUGCGACGCCGGCACUCACCUCCCUCAACCUGUCGUCCAACCAGCUGAGUGGCCAGGUCCCGGCCGGGCUCGCCACCGCGGUCUACGACGCCAGCUUCCUUGACAACCCCGGCCUCUGCACGACAGCUGUGGGAUCCGGCUACCUCACCGGCGUUCGCUCCUGCGCCGGUGGAUCACAAGACGGCGGUCCUUCCGGAGGCGUCUCGCAUGGACUCCGCACGGGCCUCCUCGUCGCCGGCGCCGCGCUCCUCCUCGUCGCCGCGGCCUUCGCCUUCUUCGUCAUCGGCGACAUCGAGAAGCGGCGGCGCGUCGCGAAGCAAGACGACUGGAAGAUCACGCCUUUCGUCAAGGAUCUGGGAUUCGGCGAGGCGUCCAUACUCCGGGGCCUGGUGGAGGAGAACCUCAUCGGCCGCGGGGGCUCGGGGCGCGUGUACCGCGUCACCUACACCAACCGGCUCAACGGCAGAGCCGGCGCGGUGGCGGUGAAGCAAAUACGGACCGCCGCGCCGCUGGACGAGAGGCUGGAGCGCGAGUUCAAGACAGAGGCUGGCAUCCUCGGCAACCUCCGGCACAACAACAUCGUCAGGCUGCUCUGUUUCCUGUCCAGCUCCGACUCCAAGCUCCUCGUGUACGACUACAUGGAGAACGGCAGCCUGGACAGGUGGCUCCACGGCGACGCCCUCGUCGCCGGCGGGCACCCCAUGGCGAGGGCGCGGUCCGCGCGGCGCGAGCCACUGGACUGGCAGACGAGGCUCAGGGUGGCCGUCGGCGCCGCGCAGGGGCUGUGCUACAUGCACCACGAGUGCGAGCCGCCCAUCGUUCACCGCGACGUCAAGUCCAGCAACAUCCUGCUGGACUCGGAGUUCCGGGCCAAGGUCUCCGACUUCGGGCUGGCCAGGAUGCUGGCGCAGGCCGGGGCGCCGGAAACGAUGUCCGGCGUCGCCGGCUCGUUCGGCUACAUGGCUCCAGAGUGUGCUUUCACCAAGAAGGUAAACGAGAAGGUCGACGUCUACAGCUUUGGCGUCGUUCUCCUGGAGCUCACCACCGGCAAAGAGGCCAACGACGGCGGCGAGCACGGCAACCUGGCGGAGUGGGCACGGCACCACUACCAGUCAGGGGGGAGCAUCCCCGAUGCCAUGGACAAGGGCAUCAGAUACGCCGGGUACUCUGACGAGAUCGAGGUCGUGUUCAGGCUAGGCGUGCUGUGCACCGCCGAUUUGCCGGCGUCGCGGCCAACCAUGAACGACGUGCUGCAGAUCCUGAUCAAGUGCAGCGAGCAGACGUGCCACAAGAGCAAAACGGAGCGUGGCCCGGAGUAUGAGGCGGCUCCACUACUGCUGCCCAAAGGCAGUCGCCGGAAACAACUCUCGAACGACUCGGGGAUCGACACGGAAGAGAAGAGCGACUUCGAUAGCAUUGUCUGAAGAAAGGAUCCGACCACUGCACAUGCUACUAUGCUAGUGUCAGCGAACGGCUGUUGUAGUGAUACUUCAGUUAGCACAUUGUACAGCAGAGAAUUAUGCAUCCAAUCCCCAACUAGGUACAGGGAUAGUAUAGAGCCGGGCUUGUGGGUUGUGGCAGACCAAAACGCUCAGUGUUUUUGCGCCGCAAACCUGUAUUAAAUCACACAUACAGUAGACCGUUCAAACAGAAGAACUAGCAAACAUUAGUACAUGACUACGAUUAUACUAGUUUCUUUCUGAAACCGAGGCUGUAGCCUGUAGCUGAAGCUCUGAACAUCCAUUCAAAAAUUACUACUACGACUGCA